AUGGAGUGGGUUUCGGAGUCGGCGGCCGUGAGGCGGCACCGCGUCGGAGGCGAGCGCCGGGACGGCCCGGCCGCCGCGCCGCCGCUGCCGGAGCGGGAGGCCCGGGCGCCGGAGAGCCUGGCGGACGCGCGCGGCGGCGGCGGCGGCGGCGGGAGGACGCGGAAGCGCAGCGGGGCGGGCGGCGGCGGCGGCGGCGGGAGCGGGGCUGCGCGGAGCGGGCUGUCCGAGGCGCGCGCCGCGCUGGGGCUGGCGCUCUACCUGCUCGCGCUGCGGACGCUCGUGCAGCUGUCGCUGCAGCAGCUCGUGCUGCGCGGGGCCCCGGGCCACCCGCGGGAGUUCGACGCGCGCCAAGCCAGGGAUCAUCUUGAACACAUAACAUCCAUUGGCCCCAGGACAACAGGGAGUCCAGAAAAUGAAAUCCUGACCGUGCAUUACCUCUUGGAACAGAUUAAACUGAUUGAAGUUCAAAGCAACAGCCUACACAAGAUUUCAGUAGAUGUACAGCGGCCCACAGGCUCCUUCAGCAUUGACUUUUUGGGAGGUUUUACAAGCUACUAUGACAACAUCACCAACGUGGUGGUAAAGCUGGAACCCAGAGAUGGAGCCCAGCACGCUGUUCUGGCUAAUUGUCACUUUGACUCUGUGGCAAACUCACCAGGUGCCAGCGAUGAUGCUGUUAGCUGUUCGGUGAUGCUGGAAGUCCUCCAUGUCUUGUCCACAUCCUCGGAGGCCUUGCAUCAUGCUGUCAUAUUUCUCUUUAACGGUGCUGAGGAAAAUGUUUUGCAGGCCAGUCAUGGUUUCAUUACUCAGCACUCCUGGGCCAACUCAAUUCGUGCAUUUAUUAACCUGGAGGCAGCAGGGGUAGGAGGGAAAGAACUUGUAUUCCAAACAGGUCCUGAAAAUCCUUGGUUGGUCCAAGCGUACGUUUCCACAGCCAAACAUCCUUUUGCAUCUGUGGUGGCUCAGGAGGUUUUCCAGAGUGGCAUCAUUCCUUCAGACACCGACUUCCGCAUCUACAGGGACUUUGGGAACAUUCCAGGAAUAGACUUAGCUUUUAUUGAAAACGGAUACAUUUAUCACACCAAGUACGACACAGCGGACAGAAUUCUAACAGAUUCCAUUCAGAGAGCAGGUGACAACAUUUUAGCAGUUCUUAAGUAUCUAGCUACAUCUGAUGUGUUGGUUUCUUCCUCUAAGUACCGGCAUGGGAACAUGGUCUUCUUUGAUGUGCUCGGCCUGUUUGUCAUUGCCUACCCCUCCCGUGUCGGCUCCAUCAUUAACUGCAUGGUGCUGGCGGCUGCUGUCCUGUACCUGGGCAAAAAGUUGUUGCAGCCCAAACAUAACACAGCUCACUACCCGAAGGACUUCUUCUGUGGGCUUGGCAUCACCGUGAUAGGCUGGUUCACCAGCCUGGUGACCGUCCUCAUCAUAGCCGUGUUCAUCUCUCUGAUCGGACAGUCUCUCUCAUGGUACAACCACUUCUAUGUCUCCGUCUGUCUUUACGGAACUGCUGCUGCAGCCAAGAUAAUAUUCAUACACACCCUGGCAAAAAGGUUUUACUAUGUGAACGCCAGUGACCAGUAUCUGGGAGAAGUAUUCUUUGACAUCGCGCUGUUUGUGAACUGCGGCACCCUCAUAGCGCUCAUUUACGGAGGAUUCUGCUCGGCAUUCAUCAGUGCCGUGUGGGUGGCGUUCCCGCUGCUCACAAAGUUUUGUGUGCACAAGGGCUUCCAGCAGCACGGUGCCCGAGGAAAGUUCAUUGCCUUUUACCUCGUGGGGAUGUUUAUCCCUUACCUUUACGCAUUAUACCUCAUCUGGGCGGUGUUUGAGAUGUUCACCCCUAUCCUCGGGAGGAGUGGCUCCGAAAUCCCGCCCGACGUUGUGCUGGCUUCCAUUCUGGCUGGUUGUACAAUGAUUCUCUCCUCGUAUUUUAUUAACUUCAUCUACCUUGCCAGAAGCACACAAAAGACCAUGCUAACCCUCACUCUGGUGUGUGCAGUCACAUUCCUCCUCGUUUGCAGUGGAACUUUCUUCCCGUACAGCUCCAACCCCGCCAGCCCAAAGCCAAAGAGGGUGUUUCUCCAGCAUACGACAAGGACAUUUCAUGACUUGGAUGGAAAAGUAGUUAAACGGGAUUCCGGAAUAUGGAUCAAUGGGUUUGAUUACACGGGAAUGUCUCACAUCACCCCUCACGUCCCCGAGAUCAACGACACCAUCCGGGCACACUGCGAGGCGGCGGCGCCCCUCUGCGGCUUCCCGUGGUACCUCCCCGUGCACUUUCUCAUCAGGAAAAACUGGUAUCUCCCCGCCUCAGAGGUUGCUCCCGGAGAACCUGUUCAUUUCAGACUUCUGUCCAGAGAGCAGACCCCCUGGGAUUCUGUGAGGCUGACCUUUGAAGCAUCAGGACCAAGUCACAUGUCACUGUAUGUCCGACCCCACAAAGGGUCCACGCUGUCUCAGUGGUCUCUCGGCAAUGGCACCCCCGUCACAAGUAAAGGAGGGGACUACUUUGUCUUUUACUCCCAUGGACUCCAAGCCUCCGCAUGGCAGUUCUGGAUAGAAGUGCAGGUCCUGGAGGAGCAGCCCGAGGGGGCCGUCACGGUGGCCAUUGCUGCCCACUAUUUUUCUGGGGAAGACAAGCGGUCCUCCCAGCUGGACGCUCUGAAAGAGAAGUUCCCAGACUGGACGUUCCCUUCUGCCUGGGUGUGCACCUACGACCUCUAUGUGUUUUAA
Messenger RNA from Pipistrellus nathusii (Nathusius's pipistrelle), 2733 nucleotides. The record is from the annotation of a GenBank genome assembly. NCBI's taxonomy places the organism in Eukaryota, Metazoa, Chordata, Mammalia, Chiroptera, Vespertilionidae.